Stegodyphus dumicola is the source of this 1387-nucleotide messenger RNA. RefSeq names its product calcium and integrin-binding protein 1-like. Lineage: Eukaryota; Metazoa; Arthropoda; Arachnida; Araneae; Eresidae. The record is from RefSeq and is a predicted model, not a curated record. Gene Ontology annotation, molecular function: magnesium ion binding; calcium ion binding.
UCUAGUUGGCCUUGUCUGAUCAAGGAGGCAGAUCAGCACUGAUCCUUGGAUUAUACGAUUUUUGGUUUAGCAGUCUGUUGGAGGAUAUGAGAUAAUAUUAAACCAAUGUAAGAGAAAAACGGCGUCAAUGACGAGUAUAACAAAUGGCUGUCUACGAUUUUAGAAUUUAGCAUAACGCCGAGAGUAAUUUCCAUCUUUACACAUGGCCAUUAUUAGCAAAACCGAUUCUGUAAAUUGCUCCCAACAAAUUGGCAACAAUAUUACGUUUCGCGCGAUUGCAGCAUAAAAUUGAAUGUUUUAAAUAAAAAUAUGGCUUUGGCUACAUGGGACACUGGCCAUGCUUCGGCUAUAUGAAAAUUUAAUUCCUUGUGUUUCAUGAAUAUGAGCCAGUUUCCAUCAGAAGGUAGUGACAUUCAUCUGAUUUCUGCAGAAACGUCUUCAGGCAAUGCUCUAAAUGCAACAUUCUGCUGUCUGUGUAUCUUUGCUUAUCUUCUGGCAAUGCUCAAUAAGGAUGGCUGAAUAAUGACAUAUAUAAUUUACAGUAAGCAUUUAUGCCAUUCUGCUAAUUCAGAACAUGGGCAAUAUUAUUAGUGGUCUCAGAAAUGCAUUUGUUUGGUUUGGUCAGUUACUUUGUCAGGGUUUCCAGAGAUUAUAUUAUGAUGUUAUCUUCGUCCCAGCUCUCUGUGGUCAUACAUUUACGAAAAAGGAACUUGAUGAUUAUAAGAAGCUGACAUACCUUAGCAAAAGUCAGAUUUACAAAGCCCACAGGCUGUUUCUUUCAUUCUGCACCUCACAGCCUUCAGAAACUCUAGGCCAAAAUUUAGUUUUGCGUUGGGAGAUGGUUGAAGAUCACAUGCCUGAAUUGUGGGCUUCACCGUUCAAGGAUCGUUUGCGUAGAAUAUUCUGCUCACGGAUGUUUCUCAUGUCAUUUGAAGAUUUCUUACAGAUGAUGUCAGUUUUUAGUGAUAGUUGCCCCAAAACUGUUAAAGCUGAAUAUGCAUUCAGACUUUAUGUGAAAAAGGAUAACAGGUGGUUAGCAUUUUUAUUCAAUAAAAAGUGGUAUGCUGUGAAUGAUUCACUUCUGUCAAAUAGUGCAUCUCGAGAAAAUAUUUGUGUGUAUUAUGGCCAACAAAUUCUCAUUUAUGUGUAUAGUUGCCAACAAAAUAUCUGUUUUUUUUUCCAUCCUGUUAAAUUAUUAAUAGUGUAUCUUCAUGUUCGAAUAUUUGUGCAGAUGUUGCCUAACCAGUCAUUGAUGUUCAUUCAUUUCUUGGACCUUUUCCACCUCUUGGUGAAUGUCAGGAAUAAUUGUUUGAUGCUACAACCAAGCUUAUAUCAAAGGUCAAGUCUCUUGCAUAUCAAGGUACCUAUGAGCAUAACUGUGUCUCAG